Striga hermonthica is the source of this 447-nucleotide messenger RNA. The record is from the annotation of a GenBank genome assembly. Lineage: Eukaryota; Viridiplantae; Streptophyta; Magnoliopsida; Lamiales; Orobanchaceae.
AUGGAAGCUAAGACGAUCGUCCUGAAGUCAUCGGAUGAUGUGAAGUUCGAGGUGGAGGAAGCCGUCGCCGCCAUGUCACCGAUUAUCAAGCCGAUGAUCGACAACGACGGCGCCUCAAACGCCAUUCAAAUCCCGUACUCGUCGGAGGUGCUUUCGAAGGUGAUCGAGUACUGCAGGAAGCACGCCGGAGAGGAAUCCGAGGAGAAUCUGAAGGAAUUCGACGCCGAGUUCGUAAAGCUCGACAUCGACGAGCUGCUUGACCUGUCCACGGUUGCACAUAGCCUGAACAUCCAAGGGUUGCUUGACAUCACGUUGCAGACUGUGGCGGACAUGAUGAAGGGCAUGUCUAUUGAGGAACUUCGCAAGCUUACGAGAAUUCGUGAUGCCUUAGCCCAUGCGGAGGAGGAAGAAAUUCGCCGGCAGGCGAUGUGGGAUGACUUGGAGUGA